This is a messenger RNA of Clupea harengus (Atlantic herring), 638 nucleotides long. Its product is annotated as myelin-oligodendrocyte glycoprotein-like. NCBI's taxonomy places the organism in Eukaryota, Metazoa, Chordata, Actinopteri, Clupeiformes, Clupeidae. Bases 185 to 559 code for a protein of 124 amino acids. The transcript has 2 exons. The record is from RefSeq and is a predicted model, not a curated record.
CUAAGGGAGGUAAAUAUUACUGCAGUGUAUCUUAUAGAACUGGAGUUUGUCUUAGAAUCUGUCCUUAAUGCCAUAGAAGGACAGGAAUAGAAAGAAGCAAGUCUACUGGACGACUCCCACUGGAGACUGAGAAUGAUGUUGGAGAACAUGACACAAUGAUCUGUCUCUGUUUCAGGAAGGCAAAAUGGCAGCCGCAGUCAUGGACAAAGAUUUUAAACUGGUCACCCCUGAUCAUCUUGUGUGGGCUUCUCUUGGUGAGGAUGUCACUCUGCCCUGUCACCUCUCUCCUGAAACCAGUGCUGUUGCCAUGGAGAUCAGGUGGUUUAAUGGGACAGACUGUAUCUACCUGUAUAAGAAUGGCCAUGUGACAGAGGGGAGGGACUAUGAGGGCAGAGUGAGUGUGAACACCCAGGAGCUGCAGAGAGGAGACGUGUCUCUGAGACUGAGGAAGAGAAGAGAGGAAGAUGGAGGAGUGCAAACAUGCCAGGUCAUCAGUGGAGAACACAAGGAGGAGGGAAGAGUCGGGGUGCCACGUAAGUCUCCUGUUCCUCUGCUGUAAAGAGCUCAGUGCUGUCAUUCAUGUCACAAACUAAACCUGCUCACACUUACACUCUCUAACCUGAUUACACUUUCAUACU